Molecule: messenger RNA, 835 nt
Organism: Schistosoma turkestanicum
Lineage: Eukaryota; Metazoa; Platyhelminthes; Trematoda; Strigeidida; Schistosomatidae
Source: the annotation of a GenBank genome assembly
GGUCUAAUCGAUCUGUUUGUCCAAUCAACCAAUCUGAAUGGCUGUAGCUAGUGCUGUCGGCGGGAGUUCAUCAGCUGCUGCCCCUCUAUCUGGUGGGGUUAGAAAGUCGGCAAAAUCGAAGAAAACACAGUCAAUUCAUCCUCCAUAUGGAGAUAUGAUAAAGAAAGCCUUGAAAGAGCUUAAGGAACGCGGUGGUUCAAGCCGCCAAGCCAUUGCUAAAUAUAUAAAGGCCAAUUACAAAGUUGAUGAUCGUGCUGAAAGUCAUCUACGUCGUGCAUUAGUUACUGGUGUUAAGUCGGGCAAGCUUGUUCACACUAAAGGAAUUGGUGCUUCCGGUUCAUUCAAACUUGCGGAUAAAGCUGUCACGCCGAAGAAAUCCUCACGUCCUAAAACUUCGAAGCCGAAAUCCACUCCAAAGAAAAAAACCAGCGAGAAGCCAAAAGUUGUCAAACGAAAAUCAACUGGCAAUCCAUCUAGUAAACCAGUAGCAUCAAAGCCUAAAACAGUCAAACGAAAAUCAGCUGCUAAACCAAAGAAGGCGAAAUCACCUCGUAAACCAAAAACAGUGAAGCCUAAGAAGCCAGUGGCCAAGAAGACUCCGAAGAAAGUUGCCAAGAAGUGAAUGUGGUUUUCUCUAUAUGUUUGUAGUUAAUUUUUCUUUAUUGCUAUAUUACUCACUUGUAUAUAUUUGUCCAUACUUGUCCUGUGUACAUAGACUUUCUUUACUACGACUACUACUAUUACUACUGUCGUGUGCUGCUUGUGAUUGUUCAGAUUGUAUUUUAUUUAUUACUCACAUAUUGAUCAUGAAUAAAGGUGUACUGCCAUCAGUUCA